GUAGGCGUCUCAGAGAGGAAGAAGAAGCAACUCUUACCAAAUAGCAAUUGGAUUCGAUCAGGGAGAGAGGGAGAUGGCGACGACGCAGGCGGCCGCGCGCGCCGACGUGGACGACGGCGACGGGAAUGCGGCGGCCAACCGAAGGAACGGCGCGCACGCCGUCCUGAUGGCGGCGUCCGCCCUCGUCGGCCUCCUCCCGUCAGCCAACGGCGAGGUGCGCGCCCUCGUCCUCCUGCUGCUCCUGCUGCUUGGCUGCACCGUAGUUGUCCUGUCCAUGGGUGGCCGCCGCCACGUGGCGUACGCGGCGGCACCGCGCGCCGACCGCUCCACGGCGCGGCUGCGGUGGACGGGGUUCCACGCGCUGCUGCUGCUGGGCGGCUGCCCGCUGCUGCUCGGCCCCACCUACUGGCCGGCGGCGGUGCCGCGGCCGCAGCGGCAGCUCGCGCAGGUGCUCGUCGCCUACGCGCUGCUCGUGCUCGGCGCCGCCCUGGUGCUGCUCUCCGCCGCCUACGACGGCGUCCCGCGCUCCGUGCGCCCCGCGGCGGCCGCGGCGGCGCGGGGGCUCGACGGGCUACUCUUCGGCGGGCGCUUCGCCCCGCCCUCCGACGCCGACGACGACUGAGCCGCGUGCGCGCCGAGCGUUCACCACCAUCCUCAAUUCCGGACAUUGAUUUCUUGUUAGCGAUCGAUUCCUUAUCAGGAAUUGCAGGUAAGAUGAUUAACAUCCGCUUCUGGAUCGUCGCAGUAAUGAGAAGGGGAUUCUCUGUGACAUAAUUGCGACUCAUUAACUGGGGAUAAAUUGGGGAUUUCUUUAGCUUCUUGAUCAUAUCAUUGUAAUUAGCAUACAUAGCACUUUUAGCAGAUAUCAGUGUGGAAAGUUAGCAACCAAGCUAGUCUCAUAGAAUAAUUAGAUGGAAAGGAUCAAAUUGUUGGUGCUUUGCUUAUAGUUGAUUGAUUGAAAAAUGUGCUGGGAGUCUUAGUAUGUUCAGAAUUCAGCUUGGGAAGUUCAGUUCACAGUAAUAACUUUGAAUGGUUUGUUGCUAGAUACUUUCGGUUUGAACCUUCUUGGUUUCUGGUUGAGGGGUAUAAGGAGUUGGUUGCGCUCUUGAGAUGAUAGAUGUAUUCUGAAUUUUUUGAUACAAAAGAUGCCUUUUUUACUGGGCCAAGGAAUUCCUUCUCAGACCUUUUACUAUGGAGGAAUUGGGUAGUUUUGUGAAAAAUGCAGAACUUUAUACAACACCUGGAUCUGAUAGCUAUAAAGGGUUUCAACUUUUGCUCUGAUAUUCCAGUUGUUGUAUAGAUGUGAUUCGGACCUUAAAGGGGUCAAUUAUUGUGUUAUCUUGUUAAUACCAACAAUUAGAGAUGUGAAUAACUACAGCAUUUUACGCCCAUCUGUGUCCUCAACGAGUUUUUCAAUUUAUUGGGGAAGUCUUGACAAAUUGAUUGACCUAGGUUGAUUCAGCCAUUUCUCAAUCUGAAGCAGCAUUUAUCCCUGGGAGGUACAUUCUAGAGGGUUGUGUUGUGUUGCAUGGGUGUUACACAAACUGAAACAUACUAUUUCUCUGUCCUCAAAUUGGGUUUUGAGAAAAAAAAAAACUACAUGGGAGUUUCUUUAUGAGGUGAUUCUGAAAAAGGGAUAUCGUUCAAGGCCGAUUAACAGACUAUUGAAGGGGGCAGGGUGUGUGUGAAACAUAAAUGCAGAAAGGAGUGUUUUCUUUGAAACCUACUCGAUCUCUGUUCCAUAUUGCAAGUCUUUCUGGUCUUACUUAGAUUUAUCCAUUAAUCAAUAGAUAUGGUUUGUAUAUGUGUCUAGAUUUAUUAGUAUCCAUAUGAAUACAGAAAAGAUUAGAAAGCCUUACAUUGUAAAACAGAGGAAGUAUAAAUGUUUGGG
Oryza brachyantha (malo sina) is the source of this 1891-nucleotide messenger RNA. RefSeq lists its product as uncharacterized. The coding region runs from base 74 to 622 and encodes 182 amino acids. The transcript has a single exon. NCBI's taxonomy places the organism in Eukaryota, Viridiplantae, Streptophyta, Magnoliopsida, Poales, Poaceae. The record is from RefSeq and is a predicted model, not a curated record.